AUGAAUGCCACUAGAGUUUUAAAAGAUCACAUUAAGCAGCUUACAGACUACUUAGAGCCAUUUCUACCUUUAGCGAAUUUUCAUAUGGUCGAUUAUUUCAUAAAUAACGCAUUUGUAAAGUAUAUUCCAAUAAAAAUUCAAGAAGAUAUACAAAAGGUAGGCUAUAAAGAAGCUGUAAGUUGUAUAUUUAAUGAUAACUACACAGAUUUACCAAAUCUCGGCAUAUUUAAUGAGAAAUCUAAACAAUUUACGUUAAAAAAUAUGGAGGUUUGUCUCACAAUUGACCAUCUACAAGAGAAAUUACAAUCGUUAGGUUGUUCUGAUCCAACCAGACUGAAGUUAGACAUUUUUAUGACUUCAAAAAAAUCUCACGAAGUCGACAUUUUAAGCUACAUUGCAGCUGCUUUGAGUAACAUAUCCGGAACAACACAUUUGAUUGACAUAGGUGAUGGAAAAGGUUACCUUAGUUCAAUGCUAGCUCUACAUCACAAAAUACCAGUCCUAGGCAUUGACGCUUCUGCAAUAAAUACAAACGGUGCUGUUACUAGAGUAAAGAAACUAUCUAGAGUGUGGAAUGCAGUUUCCUCACCACAGAAAGAAGUAAAAGGUAAAGAACAGGUUACCUCGGAUUUGUACAAACAAGUAACGAAAUUCGUUGAUAGUAGUAUUGAUUUUGUGGAGCUUGUAUCAGAUAUAUUUCUAGAAAAACCUGAUGGUUUAGGUAUCGUAGGAUUACAUACUUGUGGGAACUUAGCUGCGACUUCUUUGAGAGUGUUUGCUGCUAACUUAGGUAUUAAAACAAUUUGUAAUGUGGGGUGUUGUUACCAUUUGCUCUCUGAACGUUUCGAAGAUGAUAGGUAUAAUGUUGGAAAUGAAGAAGACAGGGGGUUUCCCAUUAGUAAUUAUUUAAUCAGCGAGAGGUACAAGAUCGGAAGAGCUGGCAGAAUGAUAGCUGCUCAGUCAAUGGAAAGGAUAUUAGAUAAGAGAGAAUUGCCGAAAGACACAAUAUUUUAUAGAGCCUUAUUGGAAGUGAUCCUGGAGAAAAGAUUCAACAGUUUGGAUCCUGAUAAAAGGCAUGUGGGGAAAAUUAGGAGAAAGUGUGAAAACUUUGUGCAAUACGCCAGAGAAGCUUUUAAAAAGUUAAAAGUGCCGUGCGCAGAUGUGAGUGAUGCAGAACUUGAAGAGCUGUUUCAACUGUAUAAGCAAAAGGAGUAUGAAUUGUAUAUUUUUUAUUUGAUAAGAAAUAUGCUGUCGCCGAUAAUUGAAAGCAUUAUUUUAAUGGAUAGGCUGCUAUAUUUAUAUGAGUUGGGUAUCAAAAAUGCAUAUCUUGUCCAAGUUUUUGAUCCUGUUGUUUCUCCAAGAUGUUAUGGUUUAGUAGGGAUCAAAUAAAAAUAUUUAUAUAUAAGAAAUAAAUUUUUAUACUUUU
This is a messenger RNA of Diabrotica virgifera virgifera (western corn rootworm), 1426 nucleotides long. Its product is annotated as probable methyltransferase-like protein 25. The record is from RefSeq and is a predicted model, not a curated record. Lineage: Eukaryota; Metazoa; Arthropoda; Insecta; Coleoptera; Chrysomelidae. The transcript has a single exon. The coding region runs from base 1 to 1389 and encodes 462 amino acids.